Molecule: messenger RNA, 5425 nt
Organism: Prorocentrum cordatum
Lineage: Eukaryota; Dinophyceae; Prorocentrales; Prorocentraceae
Source: the annotation of a GenBank genome assembly
GAAGUGGAUGCCGUUGCAGGAUUCUUUCAUAGCCUUACGUUUCUGCAGACAUCGGCACAGCUUGACGGCGUGGACCUUGUGGAGCUUUUGGCAGCGCCUGGAGCCCCGGGCGCGGAGGCGAUUGGACAGAAAGCGUUGGUUCGCAGAGCGGUGCGCCGGGCAGAGCAGACCGCUAGGAUUGCGGUUGCGGUGGCCGUGAACACAGCGACGGCGACGCAGAGUCCACCGCCGCCGAGGCCAGCAUCUCCGCAGCUCAAUCUGGCUGAUGUGGCACAUGUGGGCGACAAGACGAGCGCGCUGGCGGUAGCUUGCGCGCUGUCGGCGGCGACGUCGCCCGCGGUGGACGUCAAGCAGCUGCUCAAGGAUGCGGGCAUGGAGGAGCUGCCGUACCACAUGCAAGUACUGCAGAAACAAUGGCAACUCAUGAAUGCGUUCACGACCAAGGCGAAAGCAGACACGCCUUCACGGCAGCCUUUCAUGUAUGUAGACAUCACGUCCGCCGACGUCCUGCCCAUGUGGAUCCCUGCCGAGUCCAUCGGCGGGGCGGUUUCGGGCGUGGAGCAGGCGGCUUUCGCGGAUGGUUCGCAAGAGGCGACCGUGUCCAAAUUGGCGGCGGCACUCAAGGCAGCCUCUGCCGCGCCGCGAAUGUUCCGCACUACGGCACAGUGGGCUGGCGCCUUCAUGCGGUGCCUGAUCCUGGCUGUCGGCGCGCAGCAGCUCGAUUGGGCGACGGGGAUGGUUUACUACGAUCACAUCCUCAAGUUGGCGCGGGAGGAGGCCAUGCAGCGCGGAACUGGGGCGCAGCGGGCUGAAAGACGCGACCCGGCACUGAAGCUCCUGCAGCUGGCCGGAAAGAAGGACGAUCAGAUCUGGAGCACAGCCAUGACCAGGCUUCAGCCGUUCCUGAAAGCAAUCGGGGUGGGCACCUCGAUUGGGUCAGCUCCGGCGCCCGCGGGCGCAGGCUUGCCGGUGGCCGAGGAGUCCGCCUUGGCGAAGCAGCAGGCCGCGACAGACGCCCUGGCACGCCGGUCUGCCCAAACCGCCAGGGAGUUGGCCAAGCAGCAGGUUCUGAUGGAGAAUCGAACCAAUUACUUGUCUGGCGUGGCGGAUGGCGGGGCCGGCGGCGCCGACCCAGCAGGCCGUUCGUUUCGCGCCGACGGCAAAGGCGGCGGCAAGCAGGGCAAGCGUGCGCCAGGCCAGCGCUCGUGGUCAUACGCGCGCGGGCUGCCUGGUCUGGACGCUGUCCAGGCGGAGCAGGUGUUGCUACAGAACCAGUUUGAACAGGCCCUGGUGCAGCUCCUGGAGGCAUGCCAGGGAGUCACUGUGCCGUUCAUGACGCUGGGCGCGCACCGCUGGGAUACUCUGCGAUGGCUUUUGAAGCUCGCGGUGGACCUGCAGCCGGAGCGAGCGCAGUGGUCUUCGUCGCGCCGGGGCGACAUGCAGAAAGUGGUGCAGCCGUUGCACGGCCCGCUUUUCAAGUUCUUUGUAUCGUAUCUGAAGGGGCCCGAUGAGGCUUUGGCGCGCGACCUUGACCAUGGAUUAGCGUACGCGGGCAUAUUCCCGAAGGCAUAUUAUAGCUCCAAGCCGCUGUCCAGGCCGCAGCACCACGUGUCAAUUGAUAUUCUGCGUUCGCACAAGCACGAGAUAAACCAGCAGACUCCGGCUGCGCUCAGGGAUUUACCGCACGCGGAAGAUAUCAUGGCAGAGGUCCAGGAAGACGUCGAUAUUGGAGCAAUGACGCCAUCUGAGCCACUUUUGCCGUCUCACGCCCGGGAUUAUCUUCUCACCAGGAGAAUUCCCGUGCGAGAGGAGCGGAAUGGAGAGUGGAAGACAAGGGUGGCCGACCAUGGCACGGAAAGCGCGGUCAACCUGGCCACAGGGAUGGGCGACGCAACUCGCCAUGACACCGUUGACCUCAUGGUCGAGAUCAUGCGUUCAUUUAUCCGUCGACAGGUUCCUUUCAAGAGUUGGAAGCGCGAUGUGAAACGAGCUUUCAGGCGCUUUCCGAUUCGGGGCUCUCACAGUGACCUCGCUGGCUCAGUGUGGGCGUGCAAUGGCCAGCCGUGGUUCUCUCGCCACGUGGGAAUGCCGUUCGGCCCGACGAGUGCCGGGGCCAGUUGGCAUCGCGGCUCAAACACUGUCAUGGCGGCCAUGAGAACACUGCUGCGCAUCGCCGCGGGCCGCUACGUAGUUGACAUCUUCGGCGCUGACGCAGUGGACUGCGACUCUUCGCUGAUGCGCGAACUUGGCGCAACUUUCGUCGCACCGGAGCUGCCGGAGUGGGCGCUGAACGUCUGGGCAGUGCAAUCGGAAGGCAUCGAUUUGCAGGUGGGCACGGCGGAGGACGCGUUGCAGCUCCCGCAUGGCAGACACCCCGCGGUCGUGAUUCAGGGAAAAACCUUGAUCAUCCGCCUGCGCCGCCGGAAGCACAGACCGAGUGGUUCCGUCCUCCGCAGAUCGUGCCGUUGCGACUGCGUGGGCAGGCAGAGUUGCGUCGCGUGCGUGCACCGGGCCUGGCGCGGCAAGUUCGCGCCUGCAGAUGGUAGUCGAACAUAUGCGGGCACUUCCUCGCAGUUCAGACAUAAGUUGCGCCACUUGCUCAAUGCUUUGGGGUAUCCCCAUGCCCAUUCGUACACGUUGAAGGCGUUCCGGGCUGGGAAAGCAACUGAGCUGGCGCAGAGCGGGGCGAGCUGGCAGCAACUUCAGUCGGCGGGCGAGUGGCGCGGCAUGAGCUCGUUGUCUUAUGUUGACGCGCAGAAGCUGGAUGAUCGGGCGUUCUUCGAGUCACUACUCAAUGCCAGCAGCGAUGAGGAGCCGGACGGGCCGCUGGAGCCUGAGCGGGUCAUCGCGCUCGCGCGCGCGGGGGCCCUCGACGAGGCGCCUGCCUCACCAAGAGCGGAGCCGGAUACCGUGCUGGACGAGCGCAUCUUGCAGCGCCGACGGAGCAGCGCCGGGCAGCGGCGCCGGGCCUUCGCGGAGGUGGUGGCCGAGCAGCAGCGCAGCGAGGGGCCCGCCACCGUCGGCUGGCUGCUUCAGGCUCACCUGGAGCAGGGUGUUACGGCCGACCAGCUCAACCUGCCGGGGUGCGAGACGUUCGAGCUGGCGGCCAGGCGCUUCCAGCUCUGGGAGGAGGUGUACUCCGAGGCCUUGCGACAGGCCGAGGUUUCGGGCACCGCUGGCACCGCGGCCGACGCCGACGGCUGGUUGGACGAGCGCCGCCUCUUCUUAGGAGGCACGCGCUCGAAGGAGCGCGCCCUCGUGGCUCCGACUUUGGAGAGAAACGCGGCGGCGAAGAUGCAGGAGGAGAGCGCCAUCCUCAAGGGGCGGCGCAAGGGCAGGGAGGAACGCCGCAUGGCGCGUGGCGAGAGCAGCAGCGCAGCCGACGCUGGCCUCGGCGACCCAGGCGGAGGCGGCGGCGGCGCUGGCGGCGGUGCUGGCCCGGGCCCACAGGCCGAGGGCGCGAUCGCGGCGCCCGCGGCCGCGGGCGGGGGGUCACGGGCUCGGCCCUGGCGCGCGACCUUCUGCCCCUCCCUGCGGGCGAGUCGCUCGACGAGCUGCUGCGCGGCGCGGCAGCCCGCCUGCUGCCGCGCGGCGGCGGACUGCGUGGACGACUUCGUCGACGGCAGGAGGCUCGGCUGCGCGAGGGCAUUGCCGCCCUCAACGACCUGGGCGGUCGCGGCGCUGACGCGCCGGCUGGGCCUCCAGCCGUCGGCCUGUCGGGCCGCGGCGGUGCGACAUCUCGCGCGGCUGCGCGGCAGAUUGGAGCAGCCGCCAUCCGACCUGAUCCCCCUGGGGGCGCGGCAGACGCCCCAGGCUUCGCGGAGCGGCUUUGCAGAUGUCAUGGCCGACGGCGCAACGACGACCUACAGGAAGGGGGCAAUGGCGCCCCCGCGGGCUGCGGCCGGGCGCGCGCGGCUCAGUGACGUGCUCCCCCUGCCCUGCACCUUCAGACUGUCCUGUCAGAUUCGGCACGGCUACCACUACGGCGAGUGCCUUUCCGAGCUGCUCGCCGCGGGCAUCCUCGAGCGCGUGGGCGAGGGCAGCAUCGUCGAGCGCGCUGGCAACUUCUCCGUACCGAAGAAGGGCUCUUCUUUGCGGUUGAUUUUUGACACCAGGAGGUCGAACGCGCACUUCCAGGAGUCGCCGCACACGCUCCUGUCGAGCGGGGGGGCGCUGGCCAACCUGGAGGUGGACGCCUCUAAGGGGGUCGCGGUGGCCUCCGCCGACGUUGACUGCUGCUACUGCCAGUGCGAGUUGCCGCCUUGGGCUCGUCUCUUUUUUGGGCUACCUGCUGUUCAGGCGCGUUUUCUCCAGCCAGAGGCUCGCCAGCUUCUGGGCAUCGCGGACCUGUCCGAGAUGGCCCACUUCGUUGCCAGGGUGGCCCCUAUGGGCUGGUCGCGGGCAGCGCACCUUAUCCAAGAGGCCCACUCCCACAUCCUGGGCGGCGUCAGCCCGGAGUCGCCGCGGAUCGCCGACAAGGCGCCCACCCCGGCACUCGGCGCGCAGCGCUCCGCGGCCAAGGUGCUGUACAUCGACAACGUGGAGCACAUGCUGGCCGCCUUAGGCGAGCGGGGGAUCCAGGCCUCCUUUGACAGCGACGACGGGGGCCUUCACACCCUGCUCGGGCAUGUGCUGCACAAGCCCUCUGCCACCUGGCUGCUGUCACGGAGCAAGUUCUGGCGACUGAAGUUCAGUUUCGAUUUUGUGCUCGCGCCCGGACACCUCGUCACGGGGCGCGAGCUCGAGAGGCUCAUGGGUCACAUCGCCUCCGCUGUGAUGCUGCAGAGGCCAAUGCUCUCCCCCUUGUGGGCCUCAGUGAAGCGGGAGCUCGCUUGGUUCAGAGCACUUCUUCCAUGCGUGACCGCCCUGCUGAGUCGCCCCUGGUGCGACCGGGUCACGGCCGCCGACGCCUCGCCGCGGGGGUUCGGCGUCGCGGAGCAAUCGUGGCCCGUCGGUGACGUGCGACGAGUUGGCGGCCUCUCGGAACGCAGCCGCUUCCGGGGGGCCCUGACGGCGGACUGCGGCCCCCGGGACACGCCGGGCGAGCAGCAGCUCCUGCGCGCCUCCUCGGCGGACGUGGUGGCGGAGGGCGCCCUCGCGCACUUCGAAGAGGCCCCGGCGGGGCGGCUCCUGGCUGAGCCCUGGGCGGCAGUGGCUGCGCGGCGCUGGCGCCGCGCCGCAGCCAUCCACGUCCUCGAGGCUGAGGGGGCGCGCUGGGCCGUGCGCCGCUUAGUUCGGGAUGCUCAGCUGCAUGGGCUACGGCAUCUCGUCCUGGGGGACAACCUCGGGGUGGCAUCUGCGUGCGAAGAAGGGAGAGCCGCGCACUUUGCCCUCAACUGGGUCUGUCGAGAGGUGUGUGCGAUCUCGAUUGCGACGGGGAUCCAGUUCAGGCCACUCGACAAGUGGAUCAACAAGGCGAACGAAG